Messenger RNA from Owenia fusiformis, 2240 nucleotides. The record is from the annotation of a GenBank genome assembly. NCBI's taxonomy places the organism in Eukaryota, Metazoa, Annelida, Polychaeta, Sabellida, Oweniidae.
CAAUCAGGCAGUCUUUAACAUCCAGCUUCGUCUGGACGACAUUUUAGUAAAAUUCUGAAAUUCUGUAGAUUUGUAAUCAAAAUGUCGACUUAUAUCGACUAUAGACGUGUCUUAUACACGUGUUCUUGCGGGACCGAAGAGCCAAUAUGUCGUUUAUAUUUCUGCCGUCAUUGCAUGAAGCUCAGAUGUGGACAUUGUGUGUCGCAUGAGGUGGAUUCCCACUACUGCCCAAACUGUUUAGAAAAUAUGCCAAUAGCUGAAGCCAAAGCUAAGAAAAACAGGUGCGUUAAUUGCUUCGACUGUCCCAGUUGUCGUCAUACCUUGUCCACACGUGCAACCAGCAUUGCUGUGCCUGACCCCCAGGAUGCAACUAAGACCACCCCCAAGAAGGUGUACUAUUUGGCUUGUGGCUUCUGUAGAUGGACAUCACGGGAUGGUGGUAUUCCUGACCAGCAGAUAGCUAGUGGAGGUUGGCAAGAUCAGAUCAACAAAGAGGAAGCUGCUAUUGCUGCAACUAUGGAAUAUUACAAACAACUGGCCUCUAAGGAGAAGAUAGAAAAAGACAGGAAGAAAUAUAGAAGGAGGAGUUAUCUACACUUCUCUACAAUCUCUCAUGUGCUAGAGGACAAGUUUGGCUUAUCAUCUGCAGCUGCCCGUAGGAGAGCUGGCCUGAUGAACCUGGCUUCUAUGAGCCUGAAGGAAGGUGAAGAGAUGGAAGUUGCAGAGCCAGAGAGGACUGAGGCCACAGAUCAAUGGGAACCUCUAGAUGAUAGCAUCUACACAGAGCCUCUUAACCUUGCCACAGUCACCAGUGUAAAGCAGAGGCUAGCAUCUGUAGAAUUCCAACCAGCAAAUACAGGAGACUUAUACCCAAGCCAUAAGCAUCUGUUGAUCAAGCGAUCCCAAAGAUGUAGGCAAUGUGAACAUAAUGUCAGCAAACCAGAUUUCAACCCUUCCUCCACUAAGUUCAAGAUUCAGCUGGUUGCUCUACACCAUGUGCCAGAAGUGCGUCUAAUGUCUAUACCUAACAUGAUAUUUGACCAGCCAAGCCAGGUGAUCCUGACCCUAGCCAACCCAGUAGACUACAUCACUCAUGUCACUCUAUUGCCAAACUGCAAAGAUGAUGCUGAAGCUGACACUGGCAAGAUUGAGCUCCCAAUCUGUGAGUUGACUCUGGCUCCACUUGAUAGCACAGGUGACUUUGAUGACACAGCUGAGAUACCGGAUUAUGAUGAUGACCCCAAGAUUGUAACUUUCCGUAAGGCCAAUAAGAUAGGAUUCUUUGUAAAAGUGACACCCAAGAAAGCAGUUGGAGAUGUAAAGGUUUCCUUCCUGAUGAAAUAUGACUCUAGGUGUAUGCCUGCCCUUCUACCCACUGAUGACAAGGAAAGUCCUGUUUGGCUUGAACAUACAGUGCAUCUUAAUCUAGGACCUUUGAACUCAUAAACAAUCAUCAUGCAUAGAUAUAUAUUACCUGAGUGCUAGUAUCUCACAAUAAAUUGGGCAAGAACAUGCUGAACAUUGUACAUUCUCGCAUAGGAGCAUUAUAUACAAGACAAGAUACUACUGACUAUAACAGUAUGUCUUUGGCCAUUGCGGAAAGUGUUCCUGUACACAGGUUUUACCACAUACGUAAACAUCACCAUUUGGGGAACCCUUAUCCCAAGAAAUUACUCUCAAUUGAUUAUAGCAUUUUCUACAAAUACCCAUUUCACAACAUCUUCAGACUAGCUGUACAUAAAUCUUAAAAUAAGUGAGCAAAGCUCAUAGGAGAUGACAUAGCUACUGUCUUUUAGAACAUAAAUCAAAAUAUACCACCCUGUAGGAGUUUACAGCAGCUUUCAUUGUUAAUAAAGCUUGUAACAGAUUGGAUUGGAGAACUUUGAGAAUAUAGCCUGACAUUUAGUGGAAUGUAACCAUUGCUUGAUAUUACCUUAUUGUUAUAUAACCAGGUGUAAGAUUAACAUUAUAUAUAACUAAAUGUACUUGUAGCAGUAAAACUGAGUUUACAUAAAGUUGGUUUAGUGAUCUUUCAUGUGCAAUAUUUAUUAUCACUUUGUUUAUUAUAAUAUGUAACGUUUGCACUUUAACCGGGAAUUAGGAUAGAGCUUGUGAUAUGAAUGGACAAGCUUGAUAUAACUGAUAAUAUAGGAUUUGGCUAAGACAUAGACUUUUCUUGAGAACAUUGUCAACAUAUGUAUGUUUGCGGAGAUAAAAUAAUAAAGAUUUGAUGAAAAUUA